AUGGCGUGUCGUGGCGUGUCGUGGAGUGUCGUGGCGUGCUGUGGCGUGUUUCAGUGCGCCGCAGAGCCUUGCGGCACGUUGUGGAACGCUGCGGCACGUUGCGGCAUGCGGCGGCGUGCUGUGAACUUCGCCAGCUACGAUGUCUGCAGCAUCCUCCUGGGCACCUCCACGCUGCUGGUCUGGGUCGGGGUCAUUCGUUACCUCACCUUCUUCCAGAAGUACAACAUCCUCAUCGUCACCCUACGAGUGGCUCUCCCCAACGUCAUCCGCUUCUGCUGCUGCGUCGCCGUCAUCUAUUUGGGCUACUGCUUCUGCGGGUGGAUCGUUUUGGGCCCAUACCACGUCAAGUUCCGAUCCCUUUCCAUGGUGUCCGAGUGCCUCUUCUCCCUCAUCAACGGGGACGAUAUGUUCGUUACCUUCGCCGAGAUGCAACAGAACAGUUAUUUGGUGUGGCUCUUCAGCCAGAUCUACCUCUACACCUUCAUCAGCCUCUUCAUCUACAUGGUCCUCAGCCUCUUCAUCGCCCUCAUCACCGGCUCCUACGAAACCAUCAAGGUGAGGCCGGAUCCUCUCGCAGAAUCACAGAAUUUUCAGAGUGUGAAGGGACUCACGCCGAAGCCACCAGGAUGCGCACGAUGA
Charadrius vociferus (killdeer) is the source of this 639-nucleotide messenger RNA. RefSeq names its product mucolipin-1-like. The coding region runs from base 1 to 639 and encodes 212 amino acids. Gene Ontology annotation, molecular function: NAADP-sensitive calcium-release channel activity. Lineage: Eukaryota; Metazoa; Chordata; Aves; Charadriiformes; Charadriidae. Gene Ontology annotation, cellular component: plasma membrane; lysosomal membrane. The record is from RefSeq and is a predicted model, not a curated record. The transcript has 4 exons.